AUGCUAAGGUAUAAUCUCCGGCUGAACCCAAAGAAAUGUGCCUUCGCGGUGCAAGGCGGAAAAUUCUUGGGAUACAUGGUGACCAAACGAGGCAUCGAGCCCAACUCGGAAAAGGUCCAGGCCAUCAUCGAUAUGCAGCCUCCCAGCACCGUCAAAGAUUUGCAACGAUUGACUGGUCGGUUGGCUGCCCUCAGUCGCUUCUUAAGUAAGGCGGCAGAUAAAACUAUACCUUUCUACGAGGCGAUGAAGAAGAAAGAAGGUUUCGCCUGGACGACCGAGUGCCAGCAAUCGUUCGAGGAACUAAAGCAGUACCUUUCUACACCUCCGGUGUUGUCCACCCCACGGGAAGGUGAGCCUUUGUUUUUGUACUUGGCCGCCUCCCCCAAGGCGGUGAGUUCGGUACUGGUUCGGGAAGAGGAGCGUGCCCAGCACCCGGUCUACUACGUAAGCCGGUCCUUAAAGGCCGCCGAGACACGGUACACAGCCUUGGAGAAGCUUGUCUAUGCACUAGUAAUUACCGUACGCAAGUUAGCGCCCUAUUUCCAAGCCCAUACUGUCCGGGUACCGACCGACCAGCCGCUGAGGAGCAUACUGCGAAACCCAGCGUCGUCAGGACCAUUGGUAAAAUGGGCCGUGGAGUUAACCCAGUACGGGAUCGAGUAUCAGCCGCGACCAUCCAUAAAAGGGCAAGCCUUGGCCGAUUUCCUGGUCGAAUGCACGGCAGGGGAAGAAGAGAAAGAGCACACCAUGGAAGACCGUUCAGGCGUAUGGUGGGAAAUGCACGCGGACGGAGCGGCGAGUCGACAACACUGUGGAGGCGGAAUCAUGCUGGUCACUCCAGAGGGGUUCCGACUCUACUACGUCCUAAGCUAUUUGUUCCCGACGUCUAAUAACGAAGCCGAGUAUGAGGCUAUGUUGGGCGGCCUUCGACUCGCCAAGGCCUUGGGAUCAGAACGAUUGCGGAUCAAAACUGAUUCCCGGUUAGUAGUGGGACAGAUUUCCGGCACCUGCGAGGCUAAGAACGUCUGGAUGACCCAGUAUAAGGAGAAGGCGAUAGAAAUGCUGAAAGAGUUCGGAACGUAUGAAAUAGAGCAUAUCUCCCGGGUGGACAACACCAAGGCCGACAUAUUAUCGAAAAUCGCCUUAGAAGGAAUACCGGAUCACCUCGCCAAGAUUUUCCAAAAGGAGGAGUUAAGACGUCCGAGUAUAGAGGAAAUACCAUGGGAGGUCCAACAGGUAAAUGUCGAGGAAUGGGAUCGAGAGCAAAACCCCGAGAUGUUCUGGAUAGAAGACAUCCGGCGGUUUAAGGAAACAGGAGAAUUACCAGAGGAUCCAGGAGUCGCUGCAAGGAUUCGACGAAAAACCCCUUCAUUCCAGAUCAUUGAUGGACAGAUGUACAAGCAGUCGUUCGGGGGGCCUCUCUUGAAAUGCCUACUCCGGCCCGAAGCCGAGAGGAUAAUGGAUGAGGCGCACCGAGGAAUCUGCGCCGCCCAUCAGGGGGCUCACAUGCUCGCCCGAAAGCUAGUCGUCCAGGGGUAUUAUUGGCCGACCAUGAUGAGAGAUUGCAUAGAAUGGAUAGCCAGGUGUAACAUUUGCCAAGCUUUCGCCCGGAAGGACAGUCGGCCGGCCACCUUCUACACGCCGGUCACCACGGCCAUCUCUUUUGCUAAAUGGGGAAUCGACUUUAUACGACACACCAAGGUAUCCGUCGCAUACCCCCAGGCCAACGGACAAGUCGAGAAUGUGAACCGGACCAUAGUGGACGGAAUUCAGAAAAAGUUGGAGGACAUCGGGGGAACUUGGGCGGAUGAGCUCGACCGGGUCCUCUGGGCCUACCGAACUACACAAAGACGGGCGACUGGAGAGAGCCCCUUUUCCUUAGCAUACGGCUUUGAAGCCAAGGUCCCAGUAGAGGUCGUUGAGCCCACCUACCGAGUCCGCAGCUAUUCCGACGAAGAGAACGAAGAAAGCAUCGGAAUUGAAAAGAACUUCCUGGAAGAAAGAAGGGAGGUGGCGUGCGCCCGGAUGGUUGAGUACCAACAAGCCGUAAAGAGGUAUCACGACCGGAGGAUUCGCCCACGAGCCUUCCAGGUUGGCGACCUCGAGUUGCGAGACCGACAGGCAAGCCAGCCCACAGAAGGGGGCAAAUUUGCAAUUAAGUGGGAAGGACCUUAUCGCAUUGCUUCAGUGGUGCAGGCCGGUACCUACAAGCUCGAGACCCUAGAAGGAAAACCCAUAGACCGACUCUGGAACGUCGUCCAUUUGAAGAAAUUAUACCAGUAA
Ipomoea nil (Japanese morning glory) is the source of this 2283-nucleotide messenger RNA. RefSeq lists its product as uncharacterized. The transcript has 2 exons. The record is from RefSeq and is a predicted model, not a curated record. Gene Ontology annotation, molecular function: RNA-DNA hybrid ribonuclease activity; nucleic acid binding. The coding region runs from base 1 to 2283 and encodes 760 amino acids. Lineage: Eukaryota; Viridiplantae; Streptophyta; Magnoliopsida; Solanales; Convolvulaceae.